Molecule: messenger RNA, 1578 nt
Organism: Microbotryum saponariae
Lineage: Eukaryota; Fungi; Basidiomycota; Microbotryomycetes; Microbotryales; Microbotryaceae
Source: the annotation of a GenBank genome assembly
AUGAGGGCCACAAGCCUGAUUGGUACCCUGCUCUGGGUCACGGCAACGAUCCACUCGACCCUGGUCUCCGCGUCGACCUCACCCGAAGCACUGGCCCCUCUCGGCGUCAUCGGUUCGGACGCACAGCACGCGGCCGCCAAACGCCACCUCGAACAGAGUAAAUCUCACCAUCGACGACUACGGAUGUCGACUCCGCCGCAUACCGAGCCGUUGAAGAGCCGGGAUGCGGGUACGAGCGGGAAUUCGACGACGGGCGCGAAAACGGAAAUGCACUCGCUCGCCAAGCGAGGUUCCUUCUCCGGCAGGGCAUCCUUCUUCGAUCCUGGUCUCGGUGCUUGCGGUACACAUUCAAAAUCGAGUGAUUUUGUAAGUGCUUCGUGAAGAGAUGUCGUGGCCGAAUAUGUGGUUCAUCAUGCCGAGGAACUGAUUUUUCAUUGCUCGCUCCGGUCAUCAGAUGGUCGCGCUGAAUCAGGCGCAGUACGGAGAUCUCGGAGCCGUGUCAUCGUGGUGCUUCCAGACUAUUACCAUCACAUAUGGUGCGUCGGAUCCGCCUAAUCGGACUUGGAACCAGAUCACUGACUCGAAGUGGAAAAUCUUAUUUCUGUCUCCUCAGGUGGCAAGAGUACACAAGCUCAGGUCGUACGUCGCUAGGAACUGGGCAAACUUGGAGUGUAUAUCGUGUGAGAAAGAGCAAAGAAAGGGCACUGACCUCUCUUCACAUAAACCCCUAUCCUCCUGGUCCACAGCUUGACGCUUGCCCGUAAGUUCCACCUCUCCGUCCUGACGAGCCAACCGCUGACACGACUCUCUCUCUUCUCAUGCUCCAUCAUCAGUGGAUGUCCCUAUGGCGGUCUCGACAUGUCACCGGGUCUGUUCAACUACUUUGCGAACCCGUCCGUCGGUAUCUUCUACAUGAGUUGGUCGAGUGGCGGAUCGGCACCCAAGUCGAAAACGACGACGACGACCACCACCAUCACCACAACAACAACAACAACAACAGCCGUCAGGACGACGACGACCACCACCACCACAAGUGCGUACAUUGGUUUCUUAAACGAGUAAGUCUGGGGCCGCAACUCACAUGCGUCUCGUCUUUUGUGUGCAGCAACCACGACCACUACCACGACGACCCCUGUGCCGACUACGACACAAGCUUUCACAACGUCGGUCAUUGCGUGAGUAUUCCCGCCCGUCCACACGUCCCCAGGACAUUGCACUGACGAGAAAUCUGUUAUUUCUUUUCUUUCUUCAGUCACAGCAACACCACAGUUGCAACAACGUACGUACCGGUUUCUUGCACGAACUUUUCAGACCGCUUCGCUAAUCAGUCUUCUUCACCCAAGCAGAUCACCGACAGCAAACUCGACCACAUUAGCGGCCCCUUCAAGUGCAGCAAAUGCAACCGUCGCAGCCACUUCAACAUCUGCCUCGAUCGACCCCAGUGCGACGGGUGCCUCCUCCACGUCUUCGGAUGCGGAUCCGACGUCGGAGCCAGCGACUUCGAACCUCGACACGAUCUCGCAGCUCGUUUUGGCGAUGGGCAACCUGGCCGCCGCUGCUGUGCAAGCGAACGCCUAG